This is a messenger RNA of Petromyzon marinus (sea lamprey), 5028 nucleotides long. The record is from RefSeq and is a predicted model, not a curated record. NCBI's taxonomy places the organism in Eukaryota, Metazoa, Chordata, Hyperoartia, Petromyzontiformes, Petromyzontidae.
CCCCGGCUCCCGUAAGUGACAAAUCCCAGCCCCGCCCCUCAGGACAAAGGCGCGCGCGCGCGCCUCCUUUGCCCGCGUCUCCUCGACCCGAGUUGAACACCGACUCCGGCACAGGGACUCCCCCCCACACCCUUCCCCGGUGAGGUCUUCCACUCCACAACUUCACCUCCGUGACUUGACUGAAACCCAACGCGCCUCAUGGCUUCCAAAGUGGCAAUGUCGAAUCCGCACGAGGACUUCCCGGCAUGGCUCGCCUCGCAGGGCAUGAAGCUCAAGUUCGCCGAGGCAAUGGAGCGCGACCUGGGCAUCACCGACUACGAGGAGCUUCUGGCGUGCGCAGAGGAUGCACAGGUGACGGCCGAGCUGUUCCGCUUUGCUCGCGAGAAGCUGCCGUUCGCGCACUACGCCGUGCUGCGACGCAUUGUGUCCGGCGUGGUGAUGACGGCGCGUGGCGCCGGCAAACGGCCGCGCCGCGGUCGUAUCGGCGGCCAGGGGCAGUUCUCGCCGCAGUCGGCGAUCGCCGUGGUGCUCGAGGCCAUCGUGGCGACGCUCAACAGCCUGAGCCAGGAGCUGCUUGAAUCGGCCAAGAGAUUCACCUUCCUGGAUCCGGCGAACCAUGGAGGUCUCCUGAACGACGACGACGAUGACGACGAUGAUGAUGGUCCGGUGGACGGUGACGAGGUGUACCUGCCUGACGAUGAAGAUGAGGGGACGGCGAUGGCGGGGGCAGAGUGGGACGAGGAGAAUGCGUGGACGGACGGGAGCCCGACCACAGAUGCUGCCACCGCUGCACUGGGGGUGGAGUCUCGCGCCGUUGCCGCUCGCGCCGCCCGUGACCCCGGCGGACAGCAAGCGACGGGGAUGUCGUGGCGACGCAUCAAGACUGAGGCCGCGUGGAAAGAAGAGGCGGAGGCAGAGGCCGGCAGUCCCAUGGUGGACGACGCCGCUGCCGUCGCGACCGCCACCGACGACGACCCUGAUGCCGCCGACAUGGCCGGCUGCAGCAGCAGUGGCUACCGCUUCCUGCCGAGGAGGGUCAAGAGCGAAGCCUUCCCAGGCGAAGACGACGAGCAAGGCGUGUCGGACGACGGUUACCACUGGGGCGGGGGUGCCCAGCCCGGGCUCGCCAUGCCACAGCCGAACGCAGACGGCCAUGGCCCCCGCCGCGCCACCUCCUUCGCCGACAACUCGGCCUCGUCGCGCCGCCGCCGCCAGCAGUCGCGACCCGCCCACCGCGGCGGGAAAACGGACAAGAGCAAAAUGCUGGAGGAACUCAUCAUGGCAGUGAAGGGCGGUGGCUCGUCGCAGCAACAGCAGCAGCAACAGCAGCAUCAGCAGCAGCAGCACAGCCCGAGCCAGGCGGCGGGCGGCGACGGCGACGAGGUGGUGGGCGUGUGGUGGAAGCCGUCGGCCGACAAGCCGUACCACUGCCAGGACUGCGGCAAGACGUUUACGCAGAGCGCGCAGCUCAACAUGCACCGGCGCAUCCACACGGGUGAGCGGCCGUACAAGUGCGGCUUCUGCGGCAAGGCGUUCACGCAGUCGGCACAUCUGGCGCAGCACCGGCGCACGCACACGGGCGAGCGGCCGUACAAGUGCGGCGAGUGCGGCCGCGCCUUCAUCACCUCGUCGCACCUCUCGCGGCACCGCAAGGUGCACAUCGCCGCCUUGGACCUCGCCGGCGUGCCGGCGCCGGCCAACGAUGACACGCUUUGAGCCGGCGGGGGGGGGGCGCUUCUCGGAGUUUGCAGCGCGAGCAAAUGGAGCCGUCCUCGGCGCGUGUUUGUUGUGGGCGAGCGGGCGGGCGGGCGGGCGGGCAAGUAAGAGGGGGGGGAAUGUGAGUUGUUCCGCUUGAGCUGGUGCUGCUGGGAGACGGGAGAUGUUUUAACCCUGUGUCUUUUGUGGUCAGGCGUGUAAUGAUUCCUGGAUUUGAAACAUUAUUGUUAACCGCGAGCAAGCACGUGCGUUGUUUUACUGUUGGCACGCUCGUUUUAUGCGACGCCUUGGGGAGGGCCCUUAUCCAGCAGCAGAUUGAUUUUAGGGCUGCACCAGAGGGUGGAGGGGUGGGGAUGGGGAAAGCCCGACUACCCCCCACCCACCCGUCAAUAUAAUUAUUAAAUGAUUAAUUUCCUACCAUCCUGUGCCCGGCACAGGAUGGUAUAUAUAUAUUCUACCAUCCUCGCACCCUACGUAGCCCACCAUGCUAAUCAGAGUUGGGAGUGUGUUGGCGACUACCUGUGGAAAUUUGGCUCAAUGUAAGUACAAAGCCUUGCGCGUUACUGCUUGGAUAAGCCCCGUGUCAACUGCUAGGAUAUUUAAAAACAUGAGACAGAAUGAGAUUAUACAAACGGCGAGACUCUCCGGCAGAUCGAAUAUGCCACGGAAUUGGCCCAGGGGACAAUUCGUUUUUAUAGUGACGUGGGUUCGUUCCGUGCCGAUGAAGCUCCACGUCUGUAGGCCCUCCCCCCGGGGUUGGUGGUGGUUGUGAGAUUCCCAACCGGGGGAGGUUGAGGUGGCCAGUAGCUGGCAGUGCGGGAAGCAGGUUGCUGAUGAGUCUUGUCUGUUUGAGAGGGGGGUUUUCUCCAGGUACUCCAGUUUGGGUGGGUGUAUGUCUCAUCGGUAUAUAAGUAGGUAAUGGGAUGGUUUAACUACUCGGUAAAGUGAUACUGAAUCCAUGGGGGUUAUGGGCUUUUGAACUGGGAAUCAUUUAUCUGAUGACUGAUUGGCCGAUGGAUUCCGUUCUUUUGGCGACUAUUCAAUCCACUUACCUACUACUGUACUUUGUUAUCGUUUGCUGGAAUUGUAAAAACAAAUAUGUUAUCUUUUUAUUUUCUGUAUCGUUAUAAUAGAAGAAUGUGUACCCUAUGUGAAAAUAUUUGUAAUUGUAUACCUUUUAGUUGUACGAGGGAUUUAAUUCAGUUAAUUUUUUUUUUUUACGAAUCGUGGGGUGGGGUUGGGGGUCUGAGAACCAUGGCGCCCAGGGUCUUGCCAGAUCGCGAAAUCAUAAUGCCUAUGUCAAAGUCCGUUUUUGAACUUUCAGACUGAUCCACAAAUGUAUUCGCUACACUUAAACGUCUUGCUGGGGGUCACAACACACGUCCCGAAGCAAAUGAAAUGCUUUUUACUGUUUCACGGUAUAUUUUGUUAUGACCAUCACGUUGACUGUAUUUGGUGUGUACAGUUGCACUGUUGUAAUGAAAGCUUAAUCUAUCGUAACUUAAGCACGUUGGGAAACUCCACAAAUCGGAGUAUCCUCAACACAACCCUACGUGGAUUUAUAUCGCGGCCCCCCGUGUGAACGGGGAGGGGCUUGCGGGGACCGCUAAAAUUUGAGAGAGGAAAAAAUAUUAAUGAAAAUCGCACCCCCGAAAGCUCGAGACUUAAGCGGUCAAAGCCGUGCUGUGACCUGCCGUUAGCUGCCGCUCCACGCCGCGCAGAAUAGUCGUGUGUCCGGCAGGCCCAGUUUAGUACUGUGCUGUAAAAAAAGUCCCUAACUGCACCUGCUCCACCACCACCACCACCUCCAGGACAAUGUUAUAUAAGAAUAACAGGGUAUGCCAUGGCAUACCUCUGAAUUAUGCCUGUAUUUCAGUGGCGUGCUGUAUUCUUGUAACAUAAUCGUUUUUAUUUGAUUAACUGACUACAUUGCAUACCCCAAUUCUACAGUAUGAAUGGUUCACAGCAGUGUGGUGUCUUUUGAGUGAUGAACCAAAUGCUACACUGCACCUGUUCUUAGCAUUGCCGUAUGCUGCCUCCAGCUGCGAGUCCAUUGCCUUCUGGCUCCCCUCGCCUCCAAAAAAGGGCCUUGGCACAAACACACACUCUGCCGGGGUGUGUGAAUAUUUUCUUGGCCACUGCAAAUGAUGAUGGUGCCGAGUUUUUGUGCGACCCUGAUUAACGUGCUUUUGAAGCCUUUAAGGAACGGUGGCCGGGGAUGGGGACUGGACAGUGGAACGGAAGAAUAGAGCCGAAGAUUGGACAGGGUGGGGGGGGGUGCAGGGGGGGGGGUUGAGCUGAGAAUUUGUCGUCGGGCAGAGAACGAAAGAAGAGGAGCUAAUUAAGAUGCCUGAAAUUAAACUGACUAGAGAAGCCACGUGGAUUCGAAGACAUUCGCGGGUUUAGAAACAUUGUUGACCUACGAAGAGUAAGUUGAAUUGGGCAUGAUGCAUGGCUGGAGAAGAGGUGGACCACUGGUCAAGAACUAUAGAUGUCAGUGCAUUGCCCUCUGCUGCCCUCACAACAUUGCCAUGCAGCAAGCACCCUCUUGGAGCUCAUUGCGCGGUGGGUUGCCCUUCCAAGCGCCAUGCAGGCUGCUCUGCGUCUCUUCACUUCAGAGAGGUCCUCGUGGAGAUGGGGGACGCGUUCUGGGUGAUAUGGUCAUGUGCUGUGACACUUGACGACUACGGACAUGGUUAAUUGUGAAAUUCAGGAGAGCAGAACUUGGUUUUAAAAUGGGACAUUGGGCUUGUGGCUUGAAAUGGGAAAGACAAAGGUUGAGAUCUUGAGGUGCGUCCUUACAGGCAGUUUCGGGGAUGUCACACACCGGGGCUUCCUGCGUUGUCGGUGAAGGUGAUCAACGCUGGAAUGGACUUGUCGGACCGUUUUUGUUACCGAAACGCAACAGCCACAGCAGUGUCAAUGCAGCCCGAUUUAACUAUCCCGUUAACAAAAAUAUAUAUUUUCCAGAUAAUAGCAGGUCUAAAUAUUACGUGAUUUGUUACGGUUAACGACUGCCAAAGGUUCAUUGCUUCGGCUCACCGGUCAAGUUUGUGGUGACACAAUGUAAUCGGUAGUUAAGUCUUGUGUGCAUGCUGCUGCGUGAGGAAGCUUUUCAAACGCAACGUUUUCAUUGACGUCUAACUACCAAACGGUGUAUUUAAUAAAGUAGAUGAUUAAACGAUUAAUUUGCUUAAUUCACAAUAAAGGCAGAGGUUUUGUAUUUAAUCAUGUAAGUCAUGGACAUACGGUUCUACGGUGAUCUGUAUUUUGAAGGCUUUGUUGAUAAUAAAUGAUUGCAAACAUUUGCGA